Molecule: messenger RNA, 2589 nt
Organism: Drosophila subpulchrella
Lineage: Eukaryota; Metazoa; Arthropoda; Insecta; Diptera; Drosophilidae
Gene: gb
Product: Y+L amino acid transporter 2
Exons: 6
Coding region: 499-2055 (518 amino acids)
Biological process (GO): amino acid transmembrane transport
Cellular component (GO): membrane
Molecular function (GO): L-amino acid transmembrane transporter activity
Source: RefSeq, a predicted model, not a curated record
GCGAUGCUCGAAAACGUGGGGUUGAAAAACCUUUGACUGAAGCUGCGCCAAUUCCCCAAUUAAACCGCAAAGUUUGCACAAUUCGGCGGUUACCUCGAUGUCUGCACUUAUUUACCAGACCCAUUAACCGAAUUCCGCGCGACGGAGUGUGAAGUUUCGCGAAAAGACUCAUCUGCAAGGGGGUGGUGUUGGUGCGAACGAGACGGCAGCUGGCGAAGGCCGGAGCAAAACAAACGUAACGCUAACCGGCGGCAAAGAAGAAGAAGAGCAGGAGCAGAUAAGCCGAAUACAAUUGAAAAAAAUACAUUAAUAAAUACAAGCACACACACGGAGGCACACCCACAAACACACACUCGCUUCGUUUAAUCAAUUAACGGGACAACGGCCGAAGAAACCGUUACAGUUCGUUUUCAGACGUCGCGUGCGAAGAUUGUGUCACCCAGGCAGCGGGAUAAUAAUAAAAGCGAACUCCUGGAUAUAACCCACCCCAUAGCCACCAUGCCCGCCGUCGAUGAGCUGCAGUCGCCGUCCAGCGAAAUGGUCCUACUGACCCCCAGUUCCGGAAACCCACCCUCCAGCAUAGCGGCCAAUCCGGCGGCCAAUCCCCCCGAGAAAACCCAAGUUCGCGAGGGAUCCGCCGAAUCGGACAGCAGCAGGGUUGUGAUCAAAAAGCAGCUUGGCCUCCUGGAAGGCGUGGCCAUCAUCCUGGGCAUUAUCUUUGGAUCCGGAAUCUUCGUAUCCCCGAAAGGCGUCCUCCUGGAGGUGCAGUCCGUGGGCGCUUCGCUGGUCAUCUGGGUCCUCUGCGGACUGCUGUCCAUGAUAGGUGCCCUAUGCUAUGCGGAACUCGGCACUGCCAUACCCAAAUCCGGCGGGGAUUACGCCUAUAUCUUCGAGGCUUACGGAUCGCUGCCGGCGUUUCUCUAUCUCUGGGAUGCCAUGAUGAUAUUCGUACCCACGACCAAUGCCAUUAUGGGACUGACCUUUGCCUCCUAUGUGCUGGAACCCUUUUUCGGCGGAGCCUGCCACAUUCCCAAGAUAGCCCUGCAGCUGCUGGCGGCCAUCACCAUCUGCUUCCUCACCUACCUGAAUUCAUACUACAUGAAGGUGACCACCAAGAUGCAGAACAUCAUCAUGUUCACCAAAAUCGCUGCCCUGGUCAUGAUCAUCCUGGUGGGCCUGGUCUGGAUGCUAAUGGGCAAUGUGGAGAACUUCACCAGACCCUUCGAUGACACAGAGACUGAUCCCGGCAAGAUGUCGGUGGCCUUUUAUUCCGGCAUCUUUUCGUAUGCGGGCUGGAAUUACUUGAACUUCAUGACGGAGGAACUGCGGGAUCCCUAUCGCAAUCUGCCGCGCGCCAUUUACAUCUCACUGCCACUGGUCACCGGCAUUUAUGUGCUGGCCAAUGUGGCUUAUCUGGCCGUGCUGUCGCCCUCCGAGAUGAUCGCCUCCAAUGCCAUCGCAGUGACCUUCGGCGAUAAGAUUCUCGGCGCCUUUUCAUUGGUCAUACCCAUCAUGGUGGCCAUCUCCGCCUUUGGCGGCCUCUCCGUCCACAUCAUGACCUCCUCCCGCAUUUGCUUUGUGGGCGCCCGCAAUGGACAUAUGCCGGCGAUUUUGUCGCACAUCAGCGUGAAGAGCUACACCCCACUGCCGUCGCUCGUUUUUCUGUGCUUUCUCUCCAUUGUGAUGCUGGUGGUGAGCGACGUGUACGUGCUGAUCACCUACGCCAGCAUUGUGGAAUCGUUCUUUAUAAUGCUGUCGGUGUCAGCGGUUCUGUACUUCCGCUACACACGUCCCUGCAUGGAUAGGCCAAUUAAAGUCGCCUUGUGGAUACCCGCACUAUUUGUCAUCGUGUGCGCCUUUCUAGUCGUCGUGCCCAUCUAUGUGGCGCCCUACGAGGUCGGCAUGGGGGUAUUAAUCACCAUAAUUGGCAUACCCUUCUACUACGUGGGCGUCGUGUGGAAGAAUAAGCCGAAAUGGGUGCAGCGCACGAUUGACUCGCUGACCUUCACUUGCCAGAAGCUCUUCUUGUCCGCCAAAGAGGAGAAGGAGGACUAACUGCCUCCCAAAUCAACCACAAACAAAAAUAAUCGAAAAAUCACUUCGACGAUCUACCAAAGUCAGGAGCAAUUCGGACUUCCAAAUGUCUAUCUAUUAAAUCUCUAUAUAUUUAUGUGAACGCUUGAGGAGAAGAACUUCGACUCGUCAAACCUGAAAACUGAAAAAUACCUAAAAAAGGGGAAAAACAUGACCUGUACAUCACAAGGACUGUAGCACGAAGUCAAUACUGUUUCAUAUUUAUACAUCAUGACAAACUUUUACCUAAAGUGCAAACUCAUCGAAUAGUAGUUUAGUUUUGAUUUAGAGCUUAGCAUUUAUUUUGCACUGAUUAAAUUCUAAACCAAAGCCAGCCAACAACUGUUUGCCAAAGGUGCGAUAUUCAGACUGGAAUUUGCCAUAUUUAAAAGUUUCUUACCAUUUUUUGUUGCAUAUUGUUUAAAAAUUCGGUUAUUAUGUAUAUUGUUUUCGUCCCUCAUUUUACAUUUUACUACCUAAGUGCAUUGCAAAUUGUAAUAAAGAUUUUUGUACGUU